Molecule: messenger RNA, 2397 nt
Organism: Lucilia sericata (common green bottle fly)
Lineage: Eukaryota; Metazoa; Arthropoda; Insecta; Diptera; Calliphoridae
Product: heat shock protein 68
Exons: 1
Coding region: 260-2194 (644 amino acids)
Biological process (GO): protein refolding; cellular response to unfolded protein
Cellular component (GO): cytoplasm
Molecular function (GO): ATP hydrolysis activity; ATP binding; misfolded protein binding
Source: RefSeq, a predicted model, not a curated record
AAAUCUGGCAAAAUUCUCGAAUUUUCUCUUAAUUGAACGCAAACAGAGUCAGCGAGUAUAAAAGGCCAAUGCAUACCGUCAGUCGUCACAUUUAAGUACAAGAGAUCAAAGUGAGAAGUUAUUUUUAAAGCGAAAAAGUUAAAGUGAAUUUUUAAAUUCUAACUAAAAAGUAUUUAAAAGUUGCAAACAAUAAAAGAAAGUAAUUGAAUAAUUAACAAUUUAAGUGAAUCAAAAAAAUAAAAUAACAACUGAAAACAAAAUGGUAGCAAUUGGUAUUGAUUUGGGUACAACAUACUCCUGUGUUGGUGUAUUCCAACAUGGUAAAGUGGAAAUCAUAGCCAACGAUCAAGGCAAUCGCACAACACCCAGUUAUGUUGCCUUCACAGAUUCGGAGCGUCUUAUUGGUGAUGCGGCCAAGAAUCAAGUUGCCAUGAAUCCACAGAAUACAGUAUUCGAUGCAAAACGUUUAAUUGGCCGCAAAUUCGAAGAUCAAAAGAUUCAGGAUGACAUGAAACACUGGCCCUUCAAAGUGGUAAAUGAUUGUGGAAAGCCAAAGAUUUCAGUAGAAUUUAAGGGGGAACAAAAGAAAUUUGCUCCCGAGGAGAUUAGUUCCAUGGUGCUGACAAAAAUGAAGGAGACAGCUGAAGCGUUUCUAGGCACAACAGUGCGCGAUGCAGUCAUUACAGUGCCAGCCUACUUUAAUGAUUCCCAGAGACAAGCCACCAAAGAUGCUGGAGCCAUUGCUGGUCUUAAUGUAUUAAGAAUCAUCAACGAACCGACAGCAGCUGCUUUAGCUUAUGGCCUGGACAAAAACUUAAAGGGUGAACGUAAUGUUCUAAUCUUUGAUUUGGGUGGUGGCACUUUUGAUGUUUCCAUUCUCACCAUCGAUGAGGGUUCAUUGUUUGAGGUACGUGCUACAGCUGGCGAUACUCACUUGGGUGGUGAAGAUUUUGACAAUCGUUUAGUCAAUCACUUUGCCGAAGAGUUCAAACGUAAAUACAAAAAGGACCUGCGUACGAAUCCCAGAGCUUUACGUCGCCUAAGAUCAGCAGCUGAACGUGCUAAACGUACUUUAUCAUCCAGUACUGAGGCUACAAUUGAGAUAGAUGCUCUGUUCGAGGGUGUGGAUUUCUAUACUAAAAUAAGCCGAGCUCGUUUUGAAGAAUUAUGUGGCGAUUUGUUCCGCAACACUUUGCAGCCUGUAGAGAAAGCCUUAAAUGAUGCUAAAAUGGAUAAGAACCAAAUCCACGAUAUUGUCUUAGUAGGUGGUUCUACACGUAUCCCUAAAGUCCAAAAUCUACUGCAACAAUUCUUCUGCGGAAAAACUCUCAACUUGUCCAUUAAUCCUGAUGAAGCUGUGGCCUAUGGUGCCGCCAUUCAAGCAGCUAUUCUCAGUGGCGACAAGAGCAGUGCCAUACAAGAUGUUUUGCUAGUAGAUGUGACACCUCUUUCAUUGGGCAUUGAAACAGCUGGUGGUGUAAUGACUAAAUUAAUUGAACGCAACAGUCGCAUACCCUGCAAACAAUCCAAGACCUUUACCACAUAUGCUGACAAUCAACCAGCUGUAACGAUACAGGUCUUUGAAGGUGAACGAGCCCUGACCAAAGACAACAAUCUUCUGGGCACCUUCAAUUUAACUGGAAUACCGCCAGCACCUCGUGGGGUUCCUAAAAUAGAUGUUACAUUUGAUUUAGAUGCUAAUGGUAUUUUGAAUGUAACAGCCAAAGAAAUGAGCACUGGUAAUGCCAAAAAUAUUGUCAUCAAAAAUGAUAAGGGUCGCUUGUCCCAAGCCGAAAUAGAUCGUAUGGUCCGUGAAGCUGAACAAUAUGCAGAUGAAGAUGAAAAACAUCGUCAACGUAUAGCAGCACGCAAUCAAUUGGAAGCUUAUGUAUUCAAUGUCAAACAAUCUACCCAAGAUGCAGGCGAUAAAAUCCCCAAAUCCGAUAAAGAUCGUGUCAUGGAGAAAUGUGAAGAAACCAUUAAGUGGUUGGACAACAAUACCACCGCUGAAAAAGAAGAAUACGAUUACAAAUUGGAGGAAUUAACUAAAUUGUGUCAACCCAUUAUGACAAGACUACACCAGCAGGCUAGUGGUGGAGCUGCUGGCCCGCAAGCAGGUCCUGGUUGUGGUCAACAAGCUGGAGGUUUUGGUGGUCAAAAUUAUGGUUGCCCAACUGUGGAGGAAGUAGAUUAAAAAAUUUAAUUUAUUAUUUUAUUUAAGCAUUUUUUAUUUGAAGAGACUGAAUUUAUGAAUUCGAAUAAGUUUAAAAAUUACUAAUUUAUUUACUGAAAUUUAUUUGUUUUAAGUGUUAACUUAAUUUUAAUAAGUUUAUGUAUACGUAUUAGUUUUUAAGUUAAUUAUUUUAAGAAAAUUUCCAGAUAUUUUCUUAAAUAUAU